UGCGGUGUUUGUCUGCCGGACUUGACGGGCGGCCGGGCGGUGUGCGGCGGCGGCGGCGGGGAAGAUGGCGGCGUCCUCCUUAGAACAGAAGCUUUCCCGCCUGGAAGCAAAGCUGAAGCAGGAGAACCGCGAGGCCCGGCGGAGGAUCGACCUCAACCUGGAUAUCAGCCCCCAGCGGCCCAGGCCCACCCUGCAGCUCCCGCUGGCCAAUGAUGGGGGUAGCCGCUCACCAUCCUCAGAGAGCUCCCCGCAGCACCCAACGCCCCCUGUCCGGCCCCGCAACAUGCUGCUGCUGCCAUCUCCUUUCUUCACGCCCCGCAGCAUGGAGAGCAUUGAGAUUGACCAGAAGCUGCAAGAGAUCAUGAAGCAGACUGGCUACCUGACCAUUGGGGGCCAGCGCUACCAGGCGGAAAUCAACGACCUGGAGAACCUGGGCGAGAUGGGCAGCGGCACCUGCGGCCAGGUGUGGAAGAUGCGCUUCCGGAAGACAGGGCACAUCAUCGCGGUCAAGCAAAUGCGGCGCUCGGGGAACAAGGAGGAAAACAAGCGGAUCCUCAUGGACCUGGACGUGGUGCUCAAGAGCCACGACUGUCCCUACAUAGUGCAGUGUUUCGGGACCUUCAUCACCAACACGGAUGUCUUCAUCGCCAUGGAGCUGAUGGGGACGUGUGCCGAGAAGCUAAAGAAGCGGAUGCAGGGCCCCAUUCCGGAGCGCAUCCUGGGCAAGAUGACAGUGGCGAUCGUGAAGGCACUCUUCUACCUGAAGGAGAAGCAUGGCGUCAUCCACCGCGAUGUCAAGCCCUCCAACAUCCUACUGGAUGAGCGGGGCCAGAUCAAGCUCUGCGAUUUCGGCAUUAGCGGUCGCCUGGUCGACUCCAAAGCCAAGACGCGCAGUGCAGGCUGCGCCGCCUACAUGGCGCCUGAACGCAUCGACCCCCCGGACCCCACGAAGCCGGACUAUGAUAUCCGCGCCGACGUGUGGAGUCUGGGCAUCUCGCUGGUGGAGCUGGCCACAGGACAGUUUCCGUACAAGAACUGCAAGACAGACUUUGAGGUCCUUACCAAAGUCCUCCAGGAGGAGCCCCCCCUCCUGCCUGGUCACAUGGACUUCUCCGGGGACUUUCAGUCCUUCGUCAAAGACUGCCUUACUAAAGAUCACAGGAAGAGACCAAAGUACAAUAAGCUACUUGAACACAGCUUCAUCAAGCGCUACGAGACGCUGGAGGUAGAUGUGGCGUCCUGGUUCAAGGACGUCAUGGCAAAGACCGAGUCGCCUCGGACUAGUGGAGUCCUGAGCCAACACCACCUGCCCUUCUUCAGGUAGCCGAGUGGUGGCGGCCAGCCCCACAGCGGCCCAGGGGCAUGGCCACAGGCCCGCCCGCCUUCCCCACCUGGCCACCCAGCUGCCCAACCAGGGGCGACCUGGUAACCUAGAGGCCACUGAGGACAAAAAGU
Chrysochloris asiatica (Cape golden mole) is the source of this 1455-nucleotide messenger RNA. RefSeq names its product mitogen-activated protein kinase kinase 7 (gene MAP2K7). Gene Ontology annotation, molecular function: ATP binding; protein kinase activity. Gene Ontology annotation, biological process: protein phosphorylation. The record is from RefSeq and is a predicted model, not a curated record. Lineage: Eukaryota; Metazoa; Chordata; Mammalia; Afrosoricida; Chrysochloridae. The coding region runs from base 65 to 1324 and encodes 419 amino acids. The transcript is spliced from 11 exons.